UAUAUAGUCACUUAUGAUGGAGCAUGAUAAUGUGAGAAAAAGAAAUGUUUCUGUGUAUGUCUGACUGGAUCACCUUGCUGUAAAGUAGAAAAUUGAAUUUAAAAAAAAAAUGAUACAAAGUGGAGAGAAGGCUGGAAGAGAGGAAUGAGGGCCAGGUUCAGGGCUCAGAUGCCCUCCUAACCGUAGUACACCUGCCCCUUGCCCCGAGGUCACAGGACUGCCCUAAGGGCCCAGAGCCCACUCUGCUAACUCCUUGGGGCGAAUGCCCCUCGGAGCAAAGAUAGCCGUUUACACGGGGAGCUACUUCCCUGCCCCUUGGAACUUCUGCAAGCAGGGGAGAGGCUCCGCGCGGGGGCGGGGCCGCCGGAAGUUCCGCCCCCACGGAAGUGCACCCCGCCCUCUCGGUGGGAAACCGGGUCUGGCGUCGUCCUAGGCCCGCUGCAAGGGAGAAAGCGCGGAGCCCAGGCUCCUGCGACGUGAGGGAGGUGGAGAACCCUGGUCUCCGAAGAAGGGGCCUGAGAGACAACCUAUGCUCUUCCAGAGGAGUUCUCCCAACUCUUUAGAUGAAAUAUAAGGAAAAAAUGCAGACAAGCAUGGAAAGUGAGGACACAAAGAAAAUACAAGAAAUGAAGACUGAUCUGAACUUAUUAUUGGAGUGCCUGAAGUAUCAAAUGGACAAUGCUUUUUCACAAAAGGAAGCUUUGGUCACUAUUCAUUCAAUUUGCCAACAAAACAGUAAUGCGGGUGUUUAUUUUCGGGAAAUUGGUGGUUUGACGUUUGUAAAAAAUCUUGCAAAGUCAAGUGAACAUAGUAUGGUAAAAGAAGCGGCCUUAUAUAUAUUAGGAGCUGUUGCAGAACAAAAUGUUUACUGUCAGCAGACUUUGUGCACAUCAGAAUUGUUUGAAGACCUAACUUGGUUCUUAUCUAACAGUGAUUCAAACACAAAUUUGAAAAGAAUGUCUGUCUAUGUUAUUUUGGUUCUAGUUUCGAAUAAUAGGACUGGACAGACACUUGUGAGAGAAACAGGUUGUAUUUCAGUUCUAUCACAGUUGUUCAAGACAGUUCUUUCAAAAUAUGAGUUGAAUUUGUCAGAUAAAAAUAUUUUCCAGAAUUAUCAGUUGUGGUCUUCAGUGUGCAGUACUCUGUGUGUCUGUGUCAACAAUCCUCAAAAUGAUGAAAAUCAAAUGCUUUGCUGUUCACUUUUUCCACAUGCUAAUGACUGGCUAAUAAACUGCCUGAAACCUGAGAUAAUUCGCCCUAUUUGCUCAUUUAUUGGACUCACUCUUGCAAACAACACAUAUGUUCAGAAAUACUUUAUGUCUGUGGGUGGACUGGAUGUAUUGUCUCAAGUUCUUGUUCAGCUGGAGUCUGAUUCACACAAGACCAUUUCCAGUGCUAAGCUUGCAGUGGUGGUGACAAAGACUAUGGAUGCAUGUAUUGCUGAUAAUCCUACUUUGGGGGUAGUACUAUCCAAGUACCACAUUGUUUCAAAACUUCUGGCACUACUGCUUCAUGAAAGUCUGGAUGCAGGAGAAAAGUUUAGCAUCAUGCUUACUCUUGGUCAUUGUACAGAGGAUUGUGAGGAAAAUCAGUAUGACCUUUUUAAAAACAAUGGGCUUCCACUCAUGAUACAAGCUUUGACUGAAUCUCAGAAUGAGGAACUAAACAAAGCUGCCACUUUUGUGCUUCACAACUGCAAAAAAAUUACUGAGAAAUUAUCUCUAAGUCUAGGAGAAUAUUCUUUUGAUGAAGAUAAAGAACAAUUAAAGAACAUAAAUAUGAAGGAGAAGAAUCUUGAAGAUUACUGGAAGAAAGCAAAGGAAAUUCUACACAGAAUAGACCAACUUGAAAGAGAAGGAGAUGAGGAAAAAAUGCAAAGAGAAAAAUAUAAGGAUAAUGUUUCAUCUAUGAACAUAAAUAUUCAAAAUACAUUGAAAGACCUCCAUGCAGAUAGAAGUGGUGGCGGUCCCAAAGCAGAAGAUAAGGAUAAAAGCCAGUCUAGAAAGCUUCAGGGUUAUAAGUGCCAUGAAGUCAUGUCUAAAGCAUGUACAAAUGAUGAUCAAAUGAAGACCCUAUUAAAGAGUGCAAAUCCUGUUAAUGCUUGUUAUAGGGAGAGUGGGCAAAAUAAGACCUUAUGUAAAGCUAUUUCAAGCUGCAAUCAAAAUUCCCAUGAAGGACCAACUUCUGAAAAAAAGAAUUUUGUUUCUCAAUCCAGUGACCAUAUUUUUAAACAUCCAAUUCCUACUGCCAAGAACACAAAACAGCAGUUACCAGUUACAGAUCCAUUUAUGCUAUGUUCAGAUAUAAUAAAUAAAGAAGUCAUCAGUUUUCUAGAGACAGAUAAUUGUUCCAAAAAGUUGAAGUACAGAUGUUCAGGUUGUAUAGCAAUAGGAAAAUCCCUGAAUAGCCGAAAUUUUAGCAAGGUCUUGCACUCUUGCCCAUACCAAUGUGAUCGUCACAAAGUCAUUGUGGAGGCUGAAGACAGAUAUAAAAGUGAACUAAGGAAAUCACUUAUCUGUAACAAAAAAAUCCUGCUGACCCCACGUAGACGACGGCAACUCACUAAUGAAUCUUCUACCCCUGGAGGAAUAAAAAAAAGAAGAGCUCGUAAAAAUUUUACAGAAGAAGAAGUAAAUUACCUUUUCAGUGGAGUUAAGAAAAUGGGAAAUCACUGGAAUUUAAUUUUGUGGUCUUUCCCCUUUCAGCAAGGACGGAAAGCUGUGGACCUUGCUCACAAAUACCACAAGCUGACCAAAUGCCCCAAGUAUGCUGCUCCUUGAUUGGAAGAAGACUUGUCUGUUUUUAGUUUGAAUACUGUAUAUACUUAAAACACAAUGUGUCGAAAAUAUAAAAUGUAAAAUAUUCUUCUAAGAUCUCAUGAGACAUGAAAUUUGGCAAUGGGGAUACUGUUUUAAUUACUUUUUGUGAUGCUGUAGCUCAUCAAACAAUUAAAACAUACAUUUUCAGUGUGUAGAUUAGUAGGACACAAUUCCUUUAUGAGAUCAAAUUUUUAUUUAGAAAUAUGAUUUUACUUUACUAAGCUCAAAGAAUAUAAGUCAGAGAAAAAAAUAAUCAGCCUUUAGGCAUUUUUUGACAUCACAUUGCAAUGAAUUCUAUGUGAAACACUUGUAUUUUCGUAUUCCUACCCAGUGGAAAGUCUCUCCCUGGAACUUAGAUAGAUAGACUCCCAAGAUGUUCAAGUGAGGUUCCCACACACUAAGUCAGUGUUUGACAGUUUGUUAAUUAAAAUGUUUCUUCUUGUAAAAGCUAAUUAUGCAGUUACUUUGAAUACUCCCAAAUUAUACGGUCAGGUUCACUUCUU
Messenger RNA from Sus scrofa (pig), 3322 nucleotides. It is a transcript of the gene TERB1, whose product is annotated as telomere repeat binding bouquet formation protein 1. The record is from RefSeq and is a predicted model, not a curated record. NCBI's taxonomy places the organism in Eukaryota, Metazoa, Chordata, Mammalia, Artiodactyla, Suidae. Gene Ontology annotation, biological process: homologous chromosome pairing at meiosis; meiotic attachment of telomere to nuclear envelope.